This is a messenger RNA of Peromyscus maniculatus bairdii (prairie deer mouse), 1883 nucleotides long. It is a transcript of the gene Supt7l, whose product is annotated as SPT7 like, STAGA complex subunit gamma. The record is from RefSeq and is a predicted model, not a curated record. NCBI's taxonomy places the organism in Eukaryota, Metazoa, Chordata, Mammalia, Rodentia, Cricetidae. Gene Ontology annotation, cellular component: SAGA complex. Gene Ontology annotation, molecular function: transcription coactivator activity; protein heterodimerization activity.
UGUGGCAGAGGGCGAUUGAAAAGAAGCGCUUCCGGCGGCCUAGAGCCAUUAAUCAAUAAACUAGGCUCUUAGGCUUGACCCAGUCGUCGCCUCGGACCUGUCGGAGUCGGACAGCCGCGUAGACCGCUCCUGGAAGACGGCGGACAAAGAGCUUGCACCUUCACACAAUGUCUAGUAUUCAAUCGAUGUGUAUCGAACCUGAAGAGACAUAUAGGCAAUGAAUCUGGAGAAGCGAAUUGAAGACAGAUUGUAAGUUUCAUUGAAUGUCCAAGAGGAAUUGUCACCGUGUGAUUGGCAUCUGACAGUUAUUUUUCUCUUAAUCUCUUCAAGGAGAACAUCCUUUGUCCUAGAGUUUUGCUGACACCUUUCUCAAAGUGAUCUCAACUUGCUUUUUAUGUAAGAACUGCCUGGACUUCAUAUUUUUCACUGCAGAAGCCUAUGAUCUGCAAUUGCCAGAGACUUAAACACAUUACCCGUAGGGGCUCAUCUACAUUAACCCUGAGGGCUCUUCUCUGCUGGCUCUAAAAUGUUGAGAUACUGGGGAGAGAUACCAAUCCCGUCAGGCCAGACCAACAGAAGCUCCUUUGACCUGCUCCCACGGGAGUUCCGCCUGGUGGAAGUCCAUGACCCACCCCUGCACCAGCCCUCAGCCAACAAGCCCAAGCCGCCCACCAUGCUGGACAUCCCCUCGGAGCCAUGCAGCCUCACCAUCCACACCAUUCAGCUGAUCCAGCACAACCGACGCCUUCGCAGCCUCAUCGCCACAGCUCAGACCCAGAGUCAGCAGCAGACGGAAGGCGUAAAGGCCGAAGAGAGUGACCCUCUUCCCUCCUGCCCUGGGUCGCCUCCUCUCCCUGAUGACCUCCAGCCUUUGGAUUGUAAAAAUCCCAAUGCACCCUUCCAGAUCCGGCACAGUGACCCGGAGAGCGACUUUUACCGCGGAAGAGGAGAACCUGUGACUGAACUCAGCUGGCCCUCCUGCCGGCAGCUCCUCUACCAAGCCGUGGCCACGAUCCUGGCCCACGCAGGCUUCGAGUGUGCUAAUGAGAGCGUCCUGGAGACCCUGACUGACGUGGCGCACGAGUACUGCCUGAAGUUCACCAAGCUGCUGCGCUUUGCCGUAGACCGGGAGGCCCUGCUGGGACAGUCCCCGUUCCCUGAUGUCAUGGAGCAGGUGUUCCAUGAAGUGGGCAUUGGCAGCGUGCUCUCCCUCCAGAAGUUCUGGCAGCAUCGCAUCAAGGACUAUCACACUUACAUGCUCCAGAUUAGUAAGCAGCUCUCUGAAGAGUAUGAAAGGAUUGUCAAUCCCGAGAAGGCCACGGAAGACACUAAACCUGUGAAGAUCAAGGAGGAACCUGUGAGUGACAUCACAUUUCCUGUCAGUGAGGAGCUGGAAGCUGACCUUGCUUCUGGAGACCAGUCCUUACCCAUCGGAGUCCUCGGGGCUCAGAGUGAGCGCUUCCCAUCCAACCUGGAGGUGGAGGCUUCGCCACAGGCUUCAAGUGCAGAAGUAAAUGCUUCUCCUCUUUGGAACCUGGCUCAUGUGAAAAUGGAGCCUCAGGAGAGUGAAGAAGGCAACGUGUCUGGGCAUGGGGUGUUGGGCAGCGACGUCUUUGAGGAACCAAUGUCAGGCAUGAGUGAAGCUGGAAUCCCACAGAGCCCCGAGGACUCGGACAGCAGCUAUGGUUCCCACUCCACGGAUAGCCUCAUGGGGUCCUCCCCCGUUUUCAACCAGCGCUGCAAGAAGAAGAUGAGGAAGAUUUAACUGCAGGACCUUCUGGUCCAGACCAGCAUCAGCAGCAGAGAACCUCGUUGUUUAGAUUGUUUCCAUAAUAGUGAUUGGAUUCUUAUUCUUAAAUACAGCGGGCUUUCCUAAUUUCAGA